Molecule: messenger RNA, 276 nt
Organism: Saccharomyces kudriavzevii IFO 1802
Lineage: Eukaryota; Fungi; Ascomycota; Saccharomycetes; Saccharomycetales; Saccharomycetaceae
Gene: MRPL33
Product: mitochondrial 54S ribosomal protein uL30m
Exons: 1
Coding region: 1-276 (91 amino acids)
Biological process (GO): translation
Cellular component (GO): mitochondrion; large ribosomal subunit
Molecular function (GO): structural constituent of ribosome
Source: RefSeq, a predicted model, not a curated record
AUGGUGUUUUACAAAAUCACAUUAAACAGAUCUCUCAUCGGUAUGCCACACACAACAAAGAGCAUUGUCAAAAGUCUGGGGUUGGGUAAGAGAGGUUCCAUAGCAUAUAAAAGAGUGAAUCCGGCUAUAGCCGGCUCCCUAGCCAAAGUGAAAGAAUUGAUCAUGAUAGAAGUCACAGAGCAUGAAUUAACAUCAACUCAACAGCGAGAGUUAAGAAAGUCAAAUCCUGGGUUUGUAGUGGAGAAAAGAGCCACUCUUUGGAGCAAUCAGAAGUGA